AUGAACGGGAACAACGAAGGUGGCGGUAGCGGCAGUGGUGCUCGUUGGCCGCUGCACCUGAGGGGAUACCCGGUGGCCCAGCCAACGCCGGCGGACUACCAAGACCGCCACCGCGCCAACCGCAACUACAUCCAGCACCCGCCCCCCCCUCAGCCGGAACCCGACCUGCUGCCAGGACAGGACGCCCGUCCUCUCCCGUGGCCACUUCUGCCUCCUUACCAGGCCGACCCGGAGAUCCAGCCCGGAAGGCUCGUCACUACGGGUGCUUUUGGCGUCGCCAUUCCCCUCCAGGAGCUGCCCUUGCAGGAGCUGCCCUUGCAGGAGCUGCCACGUCUGCCCUACCUGCAGCCCCGCCACGGCCCGAUGCCGCCGCCGCCUGAACCCGCUGCCAAUGCCUUCCAUCCGAUGGAGCUGUGGGGUCCGGUACCGGCGGUACUGCACCGGGUGCCACCGCCGCUGCCACCGCAUAUGGCGGCAGCGGUGGUGCCGGCGGCGGUAGCUGCCGUGGCGCAUGUGCGUGUGCCGGAGCACAACGGCGCUAUGCGCGUCUCAAGCCGUAACGAUCGUUCGUCAAGCGGCAGCAGCCAAUCGUCGACGGAGCACGAGGCCUUCCUCGGCAACAGUGAGGCCACCGAAGGGCGACUGGGUGGUGCGGGCGGAAGCAAUGGCCGCACGCGGGCCUCUCGCUAUAAGGGUAUCGAGUGGAACCCCCGCACCGGCAAGUGGGACGUGUACCUCCAGAUUCCGAAGGGAGGUCGGAAGUAG
This is a messenger RNA of Volvox carteri f. nagariensis, 765 nucleotides long. RefSeq lists its product as uncharacterized. The transcript is spliced from 2 exons. Bases 1 to 765 code for a protein of 254 amino acids. The record is from RefSeq and is a predicted model, not a curated record. Lineage: Eukaryota; Viridiplantae; Chlorophyta; Chlorophyceae; Chlamydomonadales; Volvocaceae.